Molecule: messenger RNA, 2386 nt
Organism: Struthio camelus australis
Lineage: Eukaryota; Metazoa; Chordata; Aves; Struthioniformes; Struthionidae
Gene: TF
Product: transferrin
Biological process (GO): iron ion transport; antibacterial humoral response
Cellular component (GO): plasma membrane; extracellular region; early endosome
Source: RefSeq, a predicted model, not a curated record
AGCCAUCACAGACUUGGAGGGGACAGUCUGUGACCAAGGCUGCUGCACCCCCUCCUUGGCAUCUGACUCCCUGGUCAAGUAUGAAACUUGUCCUCUCUACUGUGCUGUCCUUCGGGAUAGUGGCUCUGUGUUUUUCUGCUCCUCCCAAGCCAAUCAUCAGAUGGUGCACAAUAUCCCCAGCCGAACAGAAGAAAUGCAGUGAGCUAAAGCAACUCAUGCAACAAGAGAGCGUUGGAUUGACUUGUGUGCAGAAAACUACUUACCUCGACUGCAUAACGGCCAUUUCGAGAAAUGAAACAGAUGCCAUUACCUUGGAUGGUGGUCACAUUUUUGAGGCAGGCCUUGGCCCCUACAACCUGAAGCCCAUUGUUGCUGAAGUCUAUGAAGGGAGUCAAGGACCCACAGCCUCCUACUAUGCCGUGGCUGUCGUGAAGAAAGGAACAGGCUUCACAAUAAAUGACUUGAAAGGCAGGACUUCCUGCCACUCAGGCCUGGGCAGGUCUGCUGGCUGGCAUAUUCCCAUUGGGACACUCGUCCGCCGAGGAGACAUUAAGUGGGACGGCAUAGAAUCAGGCUCGAUCGAGCAAGAGGUAGCCAAAUUUUUCUCUGCCAGCUGCGUGCCUGGUGCCACUGAGAAAAACUUGUGCAGUAAGUGCAAGGGAGACCCUAAAACCAAAUGUGCCCACACGGCGCUUUAUGCUGGAUAUUCUGGAGCUUUUCUUUGUCUGAAAGACGGAAAUGGAGAAGUGGCUUUUGUAAAACACACAACUGUUGAAGAAAACGCCGCAGAGGAGAAGGAUAAGUACGAAUUGCUGUGUUUGGAUGGCACCCGGCAGCCUGUGGACAACUAUAAAGCCUGCCACUGGGCCAGGGUCCCUGCUCAUGCUGUUGUGGCCCCCCCGCCAAUUUGGAGUUUUCUCUCAAAAGCACAGGAAAAAUUUGGUGUUGGAAAAUCCAGUGACUUCCAUCUCUUUGGGACACCUGAUAAGAAGGACCUACACCUCAAAGACUUGCUUUUUAAAGAUUCUGCAAAAGAGUUGAAGCGAAUCCCACCACUGACUGAUUACCAGCUCUAUCUGGGCUUUGAGUAUUACAGCGCCAUUCAGAACCUCAGGAAAAAGCAGCUGAUUCCUACCCCCAAGCAAAACAAGGUCCGGUGGUGUGCAGUGGGUAAGGAGGAGAAGAGCAAGUGUGACCGUUGGAGUGUGGUGAGUGGGGAGGUGGACUGUGCUGUGGGAGCCAACACGAAGGAGUGCAUUAUUAAGAUCAUGAAAGGUGAAGCGGAUGCUAUUAGCCUAGAUGGAGGUUUUGUCUACACAGCUGGUGUGUGUGGCUUGGUGCCAGUGAUGGGAGAGAACUAUGAUGAUGAAACUCUAUGCAGCAAAGCAGGAGAACCAGCAUCUUAUUUUGCUGUGGCUGUUGUGAAGAAAUCCAACAGGGAUAUUUCAUGGAACAAUCUGCAGAGCAAGAAAUCAUGCCAUACAGCUGUUGGGAGAACUGCUGGCUGGAACAUUCCCAUGGGCUUGAUUCACAACAAAACUGGGAAUUGCAAUUUCGACGAAUACUUCGCUGAGGGCUGUGCUCCUGGGUCUCCUCCUGGCUCCCGACUUUGUAAACUGUGCCAGGGAUCAGGCUCGAUCUCAUCAAAGUGUGUUGCCAGCAGCCACGAGAAAUACUAUGGCUAUACUGGAGCUUUCCGGUGCCUAGUUGAGCAGGGGGAUGUGGCCUUUAUUAAGCAUUCAAUUGUCGAGGAAAACACUAACGGUGCAAAUACAGACGAGUGGGCUAAAAAUUUGACAAUGGACCAAUAUGAGUUGCUGUGCACUGAUGGGAAACGGGCAAAUAUCAGGGAUUACAGGUCCUGCCACUUGGCAAAAGUUCCUACUCAUGCUGUGAUCUCACGUCCUGAGAAAGCAAGUAAAAUCCGUGAGCUGCUGGAGGGACAAGAGAAAUUAUUUGGAGAAAAAGGAACUGAUAAAGACAAGUUCAUGAUGUUUAAGUCUGAGACCAAGGACCUUCUGUUUAAAGACUUGACCAAGUGUCUGGUUAAACUCCGUGAAGGAAUCACAUACAAGGAAUUCCUGGGAGAUCAAUACUAUUCUUCAGUUGCUAGUCUCAAUACAUGCAAUCCAUCAGAUCUCCUCCAGAUGUGCACCUUCCUUGCUGACUAGUAGUGGUUUGUGAGGGACCCUCGUCAAAAGGGGAGGAAACUUUGAGCCAAGACUCUUCCUUGUGUCCUCGGCAUUGAACACCUACUACUCACAGAGGACCUUCUGCCUUUGCUGCUUCCUUUACCCUUCCACAUCAUUCUGAAAGUGGCUGUUCGAAACUUUACAGCUCUCUGCUGCCAUCACAGCAAGAAAUAAAAACUCAAAGUCUAAAUGGG